Molecule: messenger RNA, 2184 nt
Organism: Cloeon dipterum
Lineage: Eukaryota; Metazoa; Arthropoda; Insecta; Ephemeroptera; Baetidae
Gene: Crk
Product: Crk proto-oncogene, adaptor protein
Exons: 6
Coding region: 238-1080 (280 amino acids)
Biological process (GO): signal transduction; cell migration
Molecular function (GO): receptor tyrosine kinase binding; signaling adaptor activity
Source: RefSeq, a predicted model, not a curated record
GUGUGUUGUGCUCGCCCAGCCAUAUUGGAAAUUUCCGUCGGUCUCUUGAUAGGGGUUCCAAUUAGCGGCUUAAUUAUCGCCGUGCAGAGAGCCGGGCGAUGGUAAACACGUCUUCGGACAUGUGUUGGAUAACGCCAAGUUAACGACUGUCCACAAGGUCUUGCCACAGCUGGCUGAUAAGUAAAUCAAACAAACGAGGCUCUCUCCGAGGCAGGCGAAGCACGGACAGCAGCGACCAUGGCAGCUCCAUUUGACCCCAAUGACCGCAGCAGUUGGUACUUCGGACAAAUGUCCCGACAGGAGGCGACGGACUUGCUGAUGGGCGAGAAGGAGGGCGGAGUCUUUCUGGUCAGAGACAGCACCACCAUCCACGGUGACUACGUCCUCUGCGUCAGGGAAGACUGCAAGGUUAGCCACUACAUCAUCAACAAAGUGCAGCAGGGCGAGCAGCACAGGUACCGUAUCGGUGACCAAACCUUCCCUGACCUGCCGAACCUGCUAGCCUUCUACAAACUGCACUACCUGGACACCACGCCUCUGAUCAGACCAGCGGUCCGCAGGAUAGAGAGAAUAAUCGCCAAGUACGACUUUGAAGGAAGUGAUCCAGAUGACCUGCCGUUUAAGAGAGGCGACAUUUUGACUGUGAUGAUGAAAGACGAGGACCAGUGGUGGACAGCGAAAAACAGCGUGGGACAAGUGGGUUCCAUUCCUGUCCCAUAUGUUCAAAGAUAUGAAGAAGGACAACAGAUGGAAAACCAGAGAGCCUCUACCAACAGCGGCGUGGGCAAUGUGGGACCCGCCCCAGAAACAGGCACCCGGAGAACCAAUGCUCAAAGAAUAUUGCCUGCAUAUGCGAGGGUGAAGCAGACAAGAGUGCCAAACGCGUACGACAAGACAGCCCUGCGGCUGGAAGUGGGCGACCUUAUUAAGGUGACCAAGAUGAACAUCAACGGCCAGUGGGAAGGCGAGCUGGCCGGCCGCACAGGCCACUUUCCCUUUACCCAUGUUGAGUUCAUCGACGCAGAGUGCAGCAACGACGCGGCCAACUCCUCUGUUGUCUCUGCCGACAACGAAUGUUAGGCUACUCCUCUCUCUUGAUUUGCUCUUUGUUUCCAGAGGCAAGAGAAGUCUAUUAUGGCUCAAUACUCACGGCACAAAUCUGGGGUUGCCGCAUCACAAACUAAAGGGCAGCGACUGCUUGUUUGAUAUUCUCGGCUGGAUGAUUAAUUUUUUUUGCUUUUUGUCUCGCUUAAAAUUAUUUACACAUAUUUACUAAUUAAAUUUUCACACAAAAUUGGACCGUCUUUCAUCAGGUGUCCAAUUAAAAUGCUCUACCUUGAUUAAAUCCUGUCCAGUUUCAGUUUGACUGAACUUUGUAAAAAUGUAACACGCCUCUCGGACAUAAAUUAAGAUUAAAUAAUAUGUCCAACCCUAGACUGUGCUUCAGAGCCCAAGUAAAGCACACGGCCUUGCCUGUCUUUUCAGCCUCUCUUGCGCUCAGCUCUGAAUAUGCUUCAAACAUAACAAGAAAGAAAGCAAGUUUUCCCCGUGUACAUUAUAUAUUUGUGUGCGUCGUGGAAAGUGAAGGAGAGCUGCAGUUCACUGGGACAGAACUCGCUCGCUCGGCGCUGAGAAAGUGGCUUCUGCUGUGUAAAUAACCGUAGGCCAAGUUGAAACGAGAAAAAGUAAUUCUAAGUCAUUAUUUAUUUGAAGCGCACAUUUUGUAUGCUCGAGCCUCUCUCAGAGUUAUUCUGCAUUUUAAAUCCAGAUUUUUUUCAUUUCGGUCAAUUCCAUUCGAACGCAGUGAAACAAGAGCGUGGCUUUAGCAGUUUGGUCUCGAUUUACGAACCGACCUCGCCAAAUGGAUAUUGAUGCAUUUCGCUGUCUGUUCACACAGAGGAUUAUGUGUUUAUAUACUUUUACUCUUCAUUGUAAUUCCAGCGCAUUGACUAUUUUUAAUAAUUAAUGCAAAAAUGCAGAUUGGAUUUGUAUCGUCUUUGAGAAGUGCAAACUUUUUGUAAAAAUUGGCAAAAUAAUGACUCGUUGUGCAAAUAAUGUAGCUUUCCGCAGUAGUGCUGAAAAAAUAUUUGUUUGUACAGUACACACACUUGCAUAAUGAUUAUAUUAUAUUUUCCAGUCAACAGUGGCAUAAAAUAAUAACAGGAGAAUCAUAUCAAGCUUGGA